CUUAGCAAGGUCGUGUUAGUUCUGUUGUGUAACGUUCAUACAAAAUAAGAUUAAUAUAUUUUCACAGUUUUUAUUUCAACUUUAUCGACUAAUAAGACUUUGACAGACAAAAAACACGUGUCAUACAUAAAGAUUGAUUCAAGUAUAUCAAUAUUGCAUUAAAAUUGCAUCAAAUAAUUUAUCGACGUGGGACCAGUUUUUGCGCAAAUUUUAUAAUCAAAUAAUAUGAUAAGUAUCCAGUGUACGACGUUGCUUUAUUCCCUUGCGGCAACUGUGCUCAGCGGUGCAAUUUUGCUUUUGAUUGGUCUUCGUGUCUACGUUGUCUAUACUUUGGGCAUUUGUAAGAGCAAAAACAAAAUGAACGGAAAAACGGUGAUAAUCACUGGAUGUACUUCCGGUAUCGGCAAAGAGACCGCAAGGGAUAUUGCCAAAAGAGGCGCGAGGCUCAUUAUGGCUUGCAGAAACAUGGAUACCGCUAAUCAGCUGAAAGACGAGAUUGUGAAAGAAUCGAACAACAACAAUAUUGUAGUCCGAAAAUUAGAUUUGUCGUCGUUGCAAUCGAUCAGAGAGUUUGCACGACAGAUAAAUCAAGAGGAAAGCAGAUUGGACGUAUUGAUUCAUAAUGCUGGGACUGCGGAGGUUUUCACGAAAAAGGUCAAUGAAGACGGAAUAGAAAUGACCAUGGCUACCAAUCACUUUGGUCCCUUUUUACUGACACAUCUUUUAAUCGACUUAUUAAAACGAUCGAAACCGAGCCGUAUCGUAGUUGUUGCUUCGGAGCUUUAUCGAUUUGCGAAAUUAGAUCUCAACAAACUCAAUCCUACGUCGACAUGGCCGGCUUAUAUUUAUUACGUAUCAAAGUAUGCAAAUAUAGUCUUCACAUUGGAGUUGGCAAGACGAUUGGAAGGCUCGGGAGUGACGGCAAAUUGCCUGCAUCCCGGAAUGAUCUAUAGCGGAAUCUGGCGAACCGUGCCCCCUGUGUUAUCCACGAUUUUAUAUCUAAUAGGCAAGGCCUUCUUCAAGACGCCUGUACAAGGAGCGCAGACGACGAUUUAUGUUGCUGUUUCCGAUGAGCUCAACGGGGUCUCGGGAAAAUAUUUCAUGGAUUGUGCUGAACAUGGCCUAUCAAACGCCGCGAAAGAUCCUGCUAAGGGCAAGAAAUUAUGGGAAUUAAGCGAGCUUAUGGUGAAGUUGGAACCAUCAGAUCCGAAGAUCUAAAUACGUGUAUAUUCUCUUUUAUGAACUUUUCUAAAACUUUUGUUCUCUUGUAAUACACGGUAGCAUCUUUUGCAAUUAACAUAUAAUUAAAAUUAUAUGACUUACCAUUAAUAGAAACAGAGAGAAAGUAUCAUAACUUU
Cataglyphis hispanica is the source of this 1358-nucleotide messenger RNA. RefSeq names its product retinol dehydrogenase 14-like. The record is from RefSeq and is a predicted model, not a curated record. NCBI's taxonomy places the organism in Eukaryota, Metazoa, Arthropoda, Insecta, Hymenoptera, Formicidae. The transcript has 5 exons. Bases 226 to 1218 code for a protein of 330 amino acids.